AUGACUGGUGUGGUAAGAGUCACUUUGAUCCACAAGAUGUUUACACCCAGGAAGAAUAGCCUUCCCUCUCCGAGUUUGGAGGACUCGUUUUUCCCACUGUCCACAUCCUCCUCCAUAUCUCUAUCUUUUGCGUUGCCUUCUUCGUCCCCAAAUGGCAGCUUGGACAGUGGGGCAGGAAUAGAGACUGACCUGAUACUGGCAGCAGAGUUGGGACAAGCGCUUCUGGAGAAGAACGAAGAGUUAUCUGCAGCUCUGGAGCAAAGGGAGAAAGAAAUCGAGGCUUUGCAGCAGGAAAAGCAUGUCCUCCAAAGAAAGUUUGAGAUGAAUGAAUUAACCUCAAGUCAGAAAGAGGCAGAGCUUACCACAGAUAUGGCUUCUUUAAAAGCAGAUCUGGAGCGCUUCCAGAGCAACGGACGUGACCGGCGGCGAGACGAGAGUGAACAGCUGACUCAGUUGGCCAAUCACAACCAGCGCUUGGUGGAACAAUUAGCAGAGGCCGUGACGCUAGAGCACUCCUUAAGGACCGAACUUCGAUCUUUGAGAGAGGAGAUGGAUGAAUCCUCCUUUAGUCGAAAUAUAAGUUUCACACAGUUAGAAAACAUCCAAGCAGAGAACAGGGUUUUAUCGGAGCGUCUGUUCCACAUGGAGAAGCAGCUCAAAGCAUCGGAGGAGGACACAGACAGACUUCGGGUGGAGAGAGAGGCAUUAAGAGAAAAAGUAUCUGACCUGCAGGUGAAACUGACAGAGCGAGAGGCCGAGAUAGAGCAGGAGCAGGGAUUGAUCUUUGACUUGCGUACAAUGAACCAUUCACUGCAGCAAAAGGCUCUGAGCCUGGGAGAAGAGAGUGUCCUGGACAACACACACUUACAGCCUUUGUCUUUGCUUAGUGAGAUUCAACAGUCGCAGGCUAAAGAAGUUCUUUUAGCUCACUCAGAAAUCUUGCAAACAAGAGAUCUAGAAAUACAGUCACUAAAAGAAGAGCUUCAUGCUAAACAAGAAGAGCUGACGUCAUUACAGCAGGAAAUAGAGCCAUUCAAAUGCAGCCCAGGAAAGCCAAGCUACAGCUCUUUAGAGAACGAAUUAGUCACAGUGCGGCAGGAGAAGGAGUCACUCACCAACCAGCUACUCAACACUAUCAAACACAAGGUGGCACUGUCUCAAGAGCUGGAGGCCUGGCAGGAGGACAUGCGAUUAGUUAUAAAUCAGCAAGUGCAGCAGAGAGAAGCGGAAAGGCAAAAGGAACAAGAUAAACUUGUAUCACCUCCUGUUACUGGACUCCAGAGAAGUAAAUCUUUAAGACUCAGGGGAGAUGGUGGAAAAGGAUUUUUCUCAUCAUUAUUCAAAGAGAAAUGA
Messenger RNA from Knipowitschia caucasica, 1353 nucleotides. The record is from the annotation of a GenBank genome assembly. NCBI's taxonomy places the organism in Eukaryota, Metazoa, Chordata, Actinopteri, Gobiiformes, Gobiidae.